AUGCCUACUCUCUUCAAGUUCAGAGAACGUCACAAAAACAAGAUUGAAUCCGUUAAUGAUUUAGUACCUAAACUUGUAAAAGAAAUAUUCUUAUGUGAUGAGGCCCGAACCGUACAGUGGCGCACACGCUUACAAGUUAAGCCUCAGCUACCUAAAGAAAGAAAGUAG
Molecule: messenger RNA, 168 nt
Organism: Sphenostylis stenocarpa
Lineage: Eukaryota; Viridiplantae; Streptophyta; Magnoliopsida; Fabales; Fabaceae
Source: the annotation of a GenBank genome assembly